ACCCACUUCCAGGUGAUUGGCCCCACAUGGCUGCCAGGCCUACUUCCUCUAGCAGGCCCCACCCCCAAGCAGAUUCCUUUCAGCAGUCCACCCCUAAAUGUCCCUGUGGGUGUGGCUCCUGGUACCCAGGGAUAGGCGCUGCUUUGGGAACUGGGCCAUUUCUUCCUAGGCUCUGAGCUGAGACUUUGGGCAGGCUGUCCCACCACGUUCCACACAUGGCUUUCAAGGAAAGACUCAGGGCCAGGAAGAAAAUCUUCUGGCGGCUGAUCCUGCUUGCAUUUGGCCUCUUGGGCUUGCUCCUGUAUGGGUUCCCAAUACUCAGGCAACUGGAAGUCCUCCUCCCCAUGGGUGUCUGCCCAAUAGCCACAAUGCAACAGCUGCGAGACAACUUCACAGGUGUCUUGCAUCCUAGGGCCCGCCCUGAAGUCCUGACCUGUACCUCCUGGGGGGCCCCCAUUAUUUGGGAUGGCACCUUUGACCCAGAUGUGGCCCAGCAAGAGGCUGGACAGCGGAACCUCACCAUCGGGCUGACAGUUUUUGCCGUGGGCAGGUACUUGGAGAAGUACCUGGCGCGCUUCCUAGAGACUGCAGAGCAACACUUCAUGGUGGGCCUGCCCGUGCUGUACUAUGUGUUCACCGAGCGGCCGGCGGCAGUGCCGCGCGUGGUUCUGGGCCCUGGGCGUCGGUUACACGUGCAGCGCGUGGCGCGCGAGCGGCGCUGGCAGGAUGUGAGCAUGGCACGGAUGAGCACGCUGCACGCGGCGCUGGCAGGCCCGCUGGGCCGUGAGGUGCACUUCGUGCUCUGCAUGGACGUGGACCAGCAUUUCAGCGGUACCUUCGGACCCGAGGUGCUGGCCGAAUCAGUGGCACAGCUGCACGCCUGGCACUACCACUGGCCCCGGCGCCUGCUGCCAUUCGAGCGCGACGCACGCUCAGACGCCGUGCUGGGCCCUGGCGAGGGCGACUUCUACUACCACGCGGCCGUGUUCGGGGGCAGCGUGGAGGCCCUGCGCGCGCUGACGGCGCACUGCGCGUGGGGUCUGCAGCGUGACGCCGCGCGCGGCUUCGAGGCGCGCUGGCACGACGAAAGCCAUCUCAACAAGUUCUUCUGGCUGCACAAGCCCACCAAGGUGCUGUCGCCCGAGUUCUGCUGGAGCCCGGACAUCGGCCCACGGGUGGAGAUUCGCCACCCGCGCCUGCUCUGGGCGCCCAAGGAGUAUGCACUGUUGCGAGACUAGCGAGCGCAGCCCACACGGGGGCCCACAGGGAUGCCUGGGCACCGGGAGAGUGGGGACUGGGAGUUGGCGGGGAAGGGAGGGGGCGAAGAAAGGGUCCUGGGAGCCGGGGGUCCCUCCUGGAAGCUACAUGACGGCUUGAAGGGCAGAAGGAGAGAGGCUGGAGCAAGCUUCGCGCCAUCCCGUGAUCCCCCGCCCCCACCUUUCAGUUUGCGCAGCGACUAAGGCAC
Messenger RNA from Ochotona princeps (American pika), 1465 nucleotides. It is a transcript of the gene A3GALT2, whose product is annotated as alpha 1,3-galactosyltransferase 2. Gene Ontology annotation, biological process: carbohydrate metabolic process. Gene Ontology annotation, molecular function: hexosyltransferase activity. The transcript has 5 exons. Bases 216 to 1238 code for a protein of 340 amino acids. Gene Ontology annotation, cellular component: membrane; vesicle; Golgi apparatus. NCBI's taxonomy places the organism in Eukaryota, Metazoa, Chordata, Mammalia, Lagomorpha, Ochotonidae. The record is from RefSeq and is a predicted model, not a curated record.